Molecule: messenger RNA, 1499 nt
Organism: Salvia miltiorrhiza (redroot sage)
Lineage: Eukaryota; Viridiplantae; Streptophyta; Magnoliopsida; Lamiales; Lamiaceae
Product: serine carboxypeptidase 1-like
Exons: 8
Coding region: 19-1464 (481 amino acids)
Biological process (GO): proteolysis
Cellular component (GO): vacuole
Molecular function (GO): serine-type carboxypeptidase activity
Source: RefSeq, a predicted model, not a curated record
AGAAACACAUGAUAAAAGAUGAAGGUAGUAUGUGUUGUGCUUGUUUGUUUUGUAUGUGUAACAGUUUUAGCUGGAGGAUCAACUAAUCCUCUUAACGAACUCCUCAAGGCGGGAAGGACAAAAGCGUCAAUUGACCAUGUCGACACGCUCCGAAAUUAUGCACCCGUUUAUGUCGGAAUUCAACAUGGAUUAAGGGAUGCUGAUAAGAUCUCUAGCUUACCAGGGCAACCUCAAGUUAAUUUUUCUCAGUAUUCAGGAUAUGUGACCAUUGAUCCCGUCGCCGGUCGAGCAUUGUUCUAUUAUUUUACCCAAUCGGAACACCCUUCCGACAAGCCGUUGGUGCUCUGGCUAAAUGGAGGGCCUGGAUGCUCGUCAUUGGGAUCGGGAGCAAUGACCGAACUCGGACCCUUUCGGGUCAACCCAGACGGGAAAACUAUGUGGCACAAUGAAAAUGCCUGGAACAAAGGAGCGAAUGUGAUAUUCUUGGAAUCUCCGGCGGGAGUGGGAUUUUCCUACUCGAACAGGUCGUCGGACUAUCUCACCGGAGACGAACAAACUGCGGCCGACACCUACACCUUUCUCCUCAACUGGUUGGAAAGGUUUCCCGACUAUAAAAACAGAGACUUCUACAUAACCGGAGAGAGUUACGCAGGUCAUUACGUCCCUCAACUCGCGGCGCUCAUCCUUAAAAACAACAACCAAACACCCAUCAACUUGAAAGGGAUAGCUAUUGGAAAUGCGUACAUCGACGACGGCGACAAUUCGCGGGGAAUGUACGAGUUUUAUUGGACGCAUGCAUUGAUAUCAGAUGAAAUACAUCGAGGAAUUGCAGAGAACUGCAAUUUCUCAUCCGCUGUAACAAAUAUAUGUCGAAAUUACACUAAUCAGGCAGAUGAGUCCAUCGGCAACGUCUUCGCUUACGACAUCUACGCUCCCUUAUGCUCCUCCUCUUCAUCUCUAUAUACUAGUAUUUCUUCACAAGAUAAUCCUAGGGUAUCAGAUUAUGACCCAUGCUCGGAUGAUUACGUGUACGCGUAUUUAAACAGAGCAGACGUGCAAAAGGCUCUUCACGCCAAUUCCACUGGGAACAUUCCUGGACCUUGGAACUCCUGCAGCGACGUUGUGCAAUACGAUGCCAAGGACAUCAAGGCAACUGUGAUACCUACCAUUAUAGGGUUGAUGGGCAGUGGAAUUCGGGUGUGGCUCUUUAGUGGAGAUACAGACAGUGUGGUGGCAGUAACAGCGACGAGAUACUCAUUGGACAAAAUUGGAGCAGCUGUAAAGACUCCUUGGUAUCCUUGGUUCUCCCAAGGCCAGGUUGGAGGUUAUGCGGUGGAGUAUGAAAACAUUACGUUUGUGACGGUGAGAGGAGCUGGCCAUUUCGUUCCCAGCUAUCAACCUCACCGCGCCCUUACCUUGUUUUCAUCUUUCAUAGAGGGGAAGCUUCCCCCUAAUCACAUCUAAUUAUUAUUUUUCACACAUUGUAUAUUUAUAUCGUU